GGAUGGGUGUGGCAGUCAGGUGACGUGGAAGUCCAGGGCAUGUAGUUGAUGUAGUUUAAGGAAUGGGCCAUGUGGCUGGAGAUGAGGGACAGAGAGCCAGGUGGUGACUGACUUAUUGCUGAGAGGUUGGUUUUUGAGUCUUCCUCCCCACUAGAGGACAGAAAACGCUUAAUGCGGCUUUUAAGCACAGCAAGAGACAGCCUGCCAGCUCACGGGCGUCAAACUCCAAAUCAUGCCUGGCACCACAACAGGCAAGAAGCUGGAUCUCUCCAAGCUCACAGACGAGGAGGCCAAGCAUGUCUGGGAAGUCGUCCAGCGAGAUUUCGACCUGAGGAAGAAGGAGGAGGACAGACUUGGGGAGCUAAAGACCAAGAUUGAGAAAGAAGACACCAAGAGAGAGUUGUUGGGUAACCAGACCAGCCUGACUGAGUCAUACUGUAUUCGAUGUCUCCAGCCGUUUAAGUUCCUGGUCAACAGCAAGCGUCAGUGUCUGGACUGCCAGCUCUAUAUCUGCAAGUCCUGCAGUCUCUACAACAAGAAGGAGCAUGGCUGGGUGUGUAAUCCCUGUCAUAUGGCCAGGGUCCUCAAGAUCGGGACUUUGGAGUGGUACCAUGAAAACGUCCGGGCUCGCUUCAAGCGCUUCGGCAGUGCCAAGGUGAUGCGAUCGCUCUUCAAGAGGUUGAGCGGGGAACGCAGUCUCUCUCAGAAUGAUCUUAAAGAGCUUCAUGAAUACGACACACAGAGCAUACCUGAGGUCCACACAAAUGGAUACGAGGAGCACAGUUUGGACGCGACAGAUUCACAACACUACAAGGGGAUGAAAAAGGCCAAAAGGCGGCUAACUGUUGAUCCCUUUGAUUUCGAACUGGGCUGUGACUACUCCAUCGAAUCAAGAGGACAGCCAAACCAGGCCCCAGUCUCCCGUGACAUCAUGGACAUGGAUGUAGGUGAGAGGGAGUCCAUGCUUGCUGAGGCUGACAUGGCCUCUGUUUUUCACCAGAUUUUGGAGGAGCAAUGCAAAGUUCUGGACCUGGGAAUGGCUCCACAGCAAGAUGACCUUGCGUACCCAGACAACCAAACUAUACCAUCUCGCUCCAUGUCCCGGCUCAGCUACUCGUCGUGUGGCAGUGGCAGUGCUUGGGGCCCCCCGGGCAGCAGCAGCUAUCUGCCCGGCCCCGAUGACUCCGAGGAGGAGGACCACCACCAGCUUUUCCCUCUCUACCAGUCUCAUCUGGGCCUCUGCAGCCACACCUCCCAGGAGAGCCUGAACUCAGCCAACCCUCCACCACAGAUCACUGACCUGAACAGGCGCAUGUCAGCCAUUGAGACCCUCCUGAACCACUUAGAGCUGAAGGUCACCUCGACAUACGACGAGAGCAGCCAGGCUCCUCCGACUCCAAACGGCACCUCUCCUCUUCCUCAGUGUGAGGAAGUGGACUUAGAGGAGCAGCAACUGAGACAGAAGCUGCACGAGAUGACAGACAACAUCAGUGACCACGGCCUAACCUCUGAUGAGGACGAGAGCCCAGCAUGGAGGAGCCCAGAGGGGGAUGCCAAGCCCAGCAGGAUACCUACCACCAGACCCACAUCCAGAACAAGCAUCCUUCUCUGCAGACUGGAGGAGGAGCAGCCUCAGCUGACUGACGCUCAGAAGACAAGCCUGUCAACAGAGAGCCUGGAGAGAAAGUGGCCCCCGCUAGAGGAGGGGUCAAAGGCGAGCUUCAAAGGCUCCACAGCCUUACUGGUUGAGCUGGAGGGCCAGGUAGCUCAGGCAGCUGCCAACGUCCAGAACGCCCAGAGUGAGGUCUCUUACAUAGAGAACAGGAUUGCUGCCCUGAACGCUGCCGGCAUGCCAGUGGAUAAAAGAAGAAGGUCUGCGAUCCCGAUCCAAGCAAGGAGACUUUCCCAAAACUUUCCCACAAGCCAGGUGGCCAGGUUUGAGAGGAACUCCUUCUACAGGGGCUCCCUGACCCAGAGGAACCCAGUGGCUAAGCCUGAGACCAGGGCUACCUGUGCGAAACCAGUAAUGACGCAGGGCUCAUGAGGAGGAGGCUGAGCAUUAUGUGACCACAUUACAGUUUGUAAUCAACUGAAAUUCAGUUGGAAUGAAAGAGAUUCCUAUUUAAAUUUCAGAGACUGUCAACUGGGAUGGGGGUGCUUACAUUUAUAUUUAAAACCGUUUCCUUUUGA
Sander lucioperca (pikeperch) is the source of this 2190-nucleotide messenger RNA. It is a transcript of the gene mlphb, whose product is annotated as melanophilin b. Lineage: Eukaryota; Metazoa; Chordata; Actinopteri; Perciformes; Percidae. The record is from RefSeq and is a predicted model, not a curated record. Gene Ontology annotation, cellular component: cortical actin cytoskeleton. The transcript is spliced from 17 exons. Gene Ontology annotation, molecular function: small GTPase binding; actin binding; myosin binding. Bases 233 to 2044 code for a protein of 603 amino acids. Gene Ontology annotation, biological process: intracellular protein transport.